Molecule: messenger RNA, 2883 nt
Organism: Vollenhovia emeryi
Lineage: Eukaryota; Metazoa; Arthropoda; Insecta; Hymenoptera; Formicidae
Gene: Snx17
Product: sorting nexin-17
Exons: 8
Coding region: 335-1750 (471 amino acids)
Biological process (GO): intracellular protein transport
Cellular component (GO): cytoskeleton; early endosome
Molecular function (GO): phosphatidylinositol binding
Source: RefSeq, a predicted model, not a curated record
GACCGGGCCUUAUGUAUUUCCACCAUGCACGCGCGAGCCCGCGAGCGCGUGCGACGCGAGGGUGGCCGUUUCCGCGUUCUCUUGCUCCGCGGCGCAGGCCAGCCCGUGGGAUUCAAAUGCGCGUCGGUAGGAAUAAUCGCGUGGAACACGACGCGCGAGUGGGCGUGUGCGACCGAUUAGGUGGUCCGCUGUCACGUAUGCGGCCCCGCAGACGACGAAAGCCGCGCGGCGAUAUAUGCUGCCGAUGAGGGGGAAGUCAACGAACUCUGCCUCGCGGAUAAUGUGAUUCUACGACAAUACUUCUGCCCUCCAAUUGUAUUUUUAUACCGUCGAGAUGCACUUUUCUAUACCGGACACUCAGGAAUUCACGGACGGGGCUGGGAAUGCAUAUAUCGGAUACAAUAUUUACAUUAACGGGUCAUUUCACUGCACCGCGAGAUACAAGCAGCUGCACAAUCUGCACGUACAACUGUCGAAGGAUCUCGACGUGUUACCAAUAUUCCCUCCAAAGAAGCUCUUCCCCCUGACCGUCGCCCAGCAGGAGGAACGGCGACUGGCCCUGGAGAAGUACAUUCAGUCCAUCGGUCAAAACGUGGCCUUAAAUAACUCGGAGAUACUAAAUGGAUUUCUAUUGAACGCCCAGCAAGAGACUGCCUGCGCGGACGGCCUGUCCGAGCACGAGACUCUGGAUAUAUUUCUCAUGAACGGAUCCAGAGUCCCGUUGAGCGUCUCGCCGGGAGAGCACUCUGGCCGGGUUCUAGAGAAAGUAUACAAGCACAUAAAGUUGGCAGAGAAAUAUUAUUUCCAUUUUGCGCUAUUUAUUAUUAUGCAAGACGAGCUCUCCGGUAGCGUCAAGAUACUGCGGAAACUGCAAGAGUUCGAAUCGCCGUUUAUAACGCACAAAUACGUGGGUUCUGCGGGUGCGCGGAUCGUUCUCAGAAAGAAUUACUGGGACGCGACGUACGACGUGGAGCUGUUGAGCGAUCCGGUGACGCUGAAUUUACUGUACAUUCAGGCGGCUGCGGAAGUUCGCAGCGGCUGGAUUCCGGUUACGAAGGAAGUGCAGCAUCAAUUGGAGAGCCUGGAAAAGUCCGGGAGCAGAAGAGAGUACCUGAAUAUAGCUCGCUACUUGAAAUACUAUGGCUACAUGCAGUUCGCGCCGUGCUACUGCGAUUAUCCCGAACGUAGCUCGAGAGUGUUGCUCGCCAUAGGCGGAAAUGAAUUGAAUUUGCGCGUAUUGUCGCCCGAGGAGCACGAAGUCGUGUUCAAAGUGUCGCGAAUGCGAUGCUGGCGUAUCACUACGAUGCAAAGUGAAACGAACCGUCAUGAGGAUAAUGAGUGCAGUUUGGAGUUAUCCUUCGAAUAUCUAAUUGCCAGGAAUGAGUUACAAUGGAUUACGAUUGCGUCCGAGCAAGCAAUUUUAAUGUCCGUUUGUCUGCAAGCCAUGAUUGACGAGUUGUUGCAAAAAAGGGUAGUGGGGAGCAAAAAUCAGGCAGAAUCCGGGAAAUCGUGGACGUACGUGAUGAGGGACGGUCAAAGUCGUAUCGUUGCAGGAUCGCCGCUGCGCGAAUGUGCCAAUAACAAUCAUUCUAAAUCGGGACCAAUUAUAAAGAAGCUUGCUAAUAAAUGGUCGGCUGUGACGUCAAAAAAGUCAAAUGACUCGAGGGCCGUUGCUGAUAAGACUCAGACAACGGAUCUUGAUGUCAUGGAAAAUAAUGUUUUUCGUAUGAUAGGAGACGACGAUUUAUGAGCCAAAUGAAUCUCGAAGAUUGACGUAUAAGCAUAGUGAUAAGAAAGAGUAACAGGGUAUGCCUUAUCAAAACGAUCUUCUUGAAAGAUAUAUUUUAAGAUAUUUUACAAGUGUCGUUGAAACUGUUUCCGACUUUUAAAUUAACGAUAGGAUAGCUUUCGAGACUUCGUUCGAAUGAUGCAUGUUUAGUGUCUUCUUCAGUAUGUGAUUAAGAUGCAUUUAUAUUUAUUGAUAACUUUUUUUUUUAUAAAACAUUCUUUGUACAUUUUUAUAUACCGUCCAAUUCCAAUGAUAACCAAAUCUGGUGUGACUCGGAAAUUAACUUGGACCAAAACUUUGUAUAGAUGUACAACAAAUAUGCACGGGGUACUUAAUAAUAGGAUUAGUAGCUUCCGUAUCAUUAAUCAAAGAUCAAACUGAAGAGAUCGAACGCGCAUAGUUUGUAUAAUGUUUUAUUAUUAUUAAACAAAAUGAUUGAAAAGGCAGCAUGUUAAUAUUUGCUUUUGUAAUUAUCUUAAACAAAACUAUUAAUAUCUCGCUUUAAUAUUAAAUAGCAAUCGUUCUAUAUGUCGUUACGUUCUAUUAUCAGACUACAGUUUUCGCUAAAUCAUUCACUCGGAAAACAUACUUCUGCCUUCAGUCUCUAUAUUUCAGCCAAACACUGUAAUAGAUUGUACAAUACACAGUACGAAUGUAAAAUCAUGAUGUCAUAAAACUCACGAUUAGAUAUGAAUACGAAGCCCCGUAUCGCCAAGUGGAAAAAUAAAAACGGAUUAUUACGUUGCCUUAUGAAAUAUCUAAAUAUAAACUGUCGUAUGAAAAAUGAUUGCUAGCUAAGGCUAGGUGACUGAUAAUCGUGUAGAAAAUGCAUUAGCGUACUUCUUUGUGACAUUUUUGUAUAAAUUUUUGUCCGUUUUACUCGUUUUAUCCUACAACAAAUAGCGCAGAACAUUAAUGGAAGCAGGUCAUAAAUUUAAGAAGGAAGAUUUUACAGCAGCAUAAACUGCAAAGAUAUAAAAUUUGUAAAUCUAUAAUAUUAUAAUAAGAAUGUAACUUACAAACAUUCACGUGUUCUGAUCUUUUGUAUAAAUUAUAUGGCAAAAGAAUACAAUAAAAUCAUUACAAUUUUAAUA